Miscanthus lutarioriparius is the source of this 1488-nucleotide messenger RNA. The record is from the annotation of a GenBank genome assembly. Lineage: Eukaryota; Viridiplantae; Streptophyta; Magnoliopsida; Poales; Poaceae.
AUGGAGAGCGCAACAGCGGAUCCACACUUCGUGCUGGUUCCAUGGCAAGGAAGCAUCAGCCACAUCAUCCCGAUGACCGACAUCGGCCGCCUCCUCGCCUCCCACGGCGCGGCGGUCACCAUCAUCACGACGCCCGCCAACGCCCCACUCGUCCAGAGCCGCGUGGAAGACCUCGCGACACCACCACCACUACCACUACCUCCGGGCACGGCGGGGACGAUCACGGUCACCGCGAUCCCGUUCCCAGCGAAGGAGGCCGGCCUGCCCGAGGGCUGCGAGAGGAUGGACCUCCUCCGGUCCCCCGCCGACGUGCCGCGCUUCUUCGCCGCCAACAGACAGUUUGGCGAGGCGGUGGCCCGUCACUGCCGCAGCGAGGCGAUGCCGCGCCGGCCCAGCUGCGUCGUCGCCGGGAUGUGCCACACGUGGACGCUCGGCAUGGCGCGCGAGCUCGGCGUGCCGUGCUACAUCUUCCACGGUUUCGGCGCGUUCGCUCUGCUCUGCAUCGAGUACCUCUACAAGCACAGGCCGCACGAGGCCGUCUCGUCGGCAGACGAGCUCGUCAACAUCCCGGUCCUGCCGGCGUUCGACUGCAGGCUCUCGCGUGCGCAGCUGCCGACGCAUUUUGCGCCGUCGACGACCAUGGGUGCUGGGAGGAUGCAGGAGAUACGGGAGUUCGACGUGGCCGUGGACGGCGUGGUCGUGAACAGCUUCCAGGAGCUUGAGCACGGCUCCUGCGAGCUUCUCGCGGCGGCGACCGGCAAAACCGUCGUCGCUGUUGGCCCCGUCUCACUCUGCCGCUCACCUACUCUUGAUCCACAGGCCAUGACAGACGAUGCGAGGCAGGUCAUGGAGUGGUUGGACACCAAGGAGACGAAGUCCGUGGUGUACGUCAGCUUUGGCAGCGCCGGGUGCAUGCCACCGGCGCAGCUGAUGCAGCUGGGCAUGGCACUAGCAUCGUGCUCUUGGCCUGUCGUGUGGGUGGUCAAGGGCACCGACGACGUGAAGAAGUGGCUACGUGAGAGCUUCAACGACGACAGCAAGUGCUUGGUAGUGCGAGGCUGGGCUCCCCAGGUCCCCAUCCUGGCUCACCACGCCGUCGGCGGCUUCCUCACGCACUGCGGGUGGGGCUCGACUCUGGAGGCCAUUGCCGCCGGCAUGCCCAUGGCGACUUGGCCGCUUUUUGCUGAGCAGUUUCUCAACGAGAGGCUCAUCGUGGAUGUGCUUGGUGUUGGGGUAUCCGUAGGCGUGACAAAACCAACAGAAAACGUCCUCACUGCUUGUACAACCAACGGUAGCAAAGCCGAUGUCGAGGCGGAGGUCGGUACGGAGCAAGUGGCGAAGGCCUUGGAGAGGCUGAUGGAUCAGGGUGACGUAGGGGAGCAGAGGAGGAGGAAGGCUCAGGAGCUCAAGGCAAAGGCAAAUGGAGCAUUGGAGAAGGGUGGGUCAUCUUACAUGAAUUUGGAGAAGCUAAUCCAAUGUGCUUCAUGA